Molecule: messenger RNA, 4636 nt
Organism: Amphiprion ocellaris (clown anemonefish)
Lineage: Eukaryota; Metazoa; Chordata; Actinopteri; Pomacentridae
Product: phosphatidylinositol 4,5-bisphosphate 3-kinase catalytic subunit gamma isoform
Exons: 12
Coding region: 103-3375 (1090 amino acids)
Biological process (GO): cell migration; phosphatidylinositol-3-phosphate biosynthetic process; phosphatidylinositol-mediated signaling
Cellular component (GO): cytoplasm; phosphatidylinositol 3-kinase complex, class IA; plasma membrane
Molecular function (GO): 1-phosphatidylinositol-4-phosphate 3-kinase activity; 1-phosphatidylinositol-3-kinase activity
Source: RefSeq, a predicted model, not a curated record
UCAGACAGGUACAGACUGCCGUAACACUAGAAUAGCCUUCAUGAUUUGCUUCGUUAUCACUCUACACUUCAACUGUUAUACUGUAGAGGUGAUACAAGUGAAAUGGCAAUGGCAAAGCAAAGCUGCUCAGAGAACAACCUGAAGUUUAUCUGUGAGUUUAAACCUGGGUCUGGUUCCUCGCAGACGUCUACUGAUGAAGGUUACGGUGCCGGUUUUGGUUGUGAGACGGUUUCUGUCGUCCUCCCUGCACAGUGCAGCGUCUACCAGCUGCGGCUGCACAUCUGUAUGCAGGUACAGUUGCAAGGUUGUCAUCCGGACCCAUUUGCCAUACUGGAUCCAGAGAAGUACACUUUGCUAUAUGCCCGGGGGGAUGACUGGUACGAAGCCUACGAUGACUGUCAGGUUAUCAGGACGUUAGACAUUCCUUGGUCAUGUGAUGACUCCCAGUGUCUGUUGGCCCACAUACUGGUAAAAGCUCUGGUGGCUGUUGAUUUCGAGGUAAAGAAGAAACAGCAGCAGUGUCUGACAUAUCUGAUUGGACACGACCUGGAGUACGAAGCGUCUGAUAGACUCAGCGAACUCACAUUCACCCGCAGGAAACUGACAUCUCCCAGAAGACAAGAGCUGAGGAAUCGGGAUGACGAGUUGUACGCCACAGAACCUUGGAUAACUUCUGUCCCCUUACCGGCAGACUUACAGGUCUGGCUGAAUAGAAAGCUUCGCGUCAACUUUCAUUACAUGAGCAAGAUCAGCUUCAGCGUACAGGUGGAUUUGAGUACAAUGCCGGAUGUUCUUCUUAAAUAUUUCCGAAGGGUCAUGUCAGACCAGCGGCUUGAAUACGACGCCUCUGAAAGUGUGGUGUUGAAAGUCACGGGUAGAGAGGAGUUUCUAUCUGGAGACUACAGCCUCAGUGAUUUCCUCUGGGUCCGACAGUGCUUGAGAACCAACCAGGACCUCCACCUAUCAGUGGCUCCUGUGUCACAGCUCCCCGAAGAGACCGUCAAGUUUGUGGACUGGCCACUGGUUGAUGGUUUCAGCGGUCAGUUCAGUUCCCACAAUGAUCUCUGUCUGGAAGGGAAGGAUUUGGAGGACAUUUUCAUGAUAUCCUUGUGGGACUGCAACAGAAACCUCAGAGUCAAACUGCUCGGCUUUGAUAUCCCAAAACUUCCAAGCAAAUGCCCUCAGUCUGUUUACGUUGAAGCAUCCAUACUUUACGGAAACAAGGUUCUGUCUUCAGUGUCGUCAAUUCCUAAACCCUUUGCAGAUGAAGUUCUGUGGAAUGAGUGGCUGGACUUUGACGUUCUCCUCAGGGAUCUGCCACGUGGAGCCAAGCUGGGUCUCACUAUUAAUGCAAGUGGUGGUGACAAUUCCUCAGCAACCAAAGACCCGAGACCUUCAACAAUCAAUGAUCCAAAGGCUCCAAUCACUGGAGACCCGAAGACCUCCAACAAGGCACCAGACCUGCAGAAAGGGAAAGGGAAAGUGCUCUACUUUGUCAAUCUUCUCCUCAUAGAUCACAGGUCUAUCCUCAGCCAGGGCUCCUACACUCUGCACAUGUGGUCCUACCUUGACGUGGACGAAGGAGCUAUCACCUACCAAGCAGACAAACUGUCGUCUGCUACCAACCCAGACAUCACUGACUCGAUGGCUAUCAGCUUCCUUCUGGACUGCUACAGCUUCCCUGUAGUUCUUCCAAACACCUUCAGCCCUUCUGAAGGAUCUGGCAGUCCCUCCUCUGGCCACCCCUCAACCAAAUCUGCUGCCUCCUGGCAGGCGUCCGCUUUAACCAGCACAGAUUCUUCCCCAUCUCCAGCCAUGAACAGAGGCUGUCUGAGAAGGUUCCGGGAGGAGAGCAUCCACUAUGCCUCCAGCCUGCCCCACUACCUGCGAAACAUUGACUGGAUGAACCACAAAGUGGUCGAGGAUGUCCACUGGCUUCUGGGGAACUGGGAUCCCGAGGAACUGGAUGUAACUUUGGCUCUGGAGCUGCUGAGCAUGGAUUUUGCAGAUGAGACUGUCAGAAGACUGGCGGUGCAGAGACUGGAGAGCCUGUCCAACGAUGAUGUGAUGAAGUAUCUGCUGCAGCUGGUGCAGACCCUUAAAGUGGAACCAUAUCAUGACAGCUUCCUCGCUCGGUACCUCAUCCAAAGAGCUCUGCGGAGUAAGAGGAUCGGCCACUUCUUCUUCUGGUACGUCCGCAGCGAGGUGGCCGGAUGUCCAUACUUCCGCCAGCGAAUGGCGGUGAUCCUGGAGGCCUACCUGCUGGGCUGCGGUCAGGCGAUGCUGGACAGCUUCAUCCAGCAGGUCCGGGCCGUGGAGGCCCUGCAGAAGGUGGCUCUGCUCAUCAAGAGCUUCUAUCCAGACAAGACCAACCUGCCGUCCACAGUGCCUCUCAGGCUUCAGGAGCAGCUCAGAAACAGCGACCUGCCGGAUGAAUUCCUGCUGCCCUUCGAUCCUCGUAUCAAAGCCGGAAGGAUCCUGCUGGAUAAAUGCAAAGUGAUGGCGUCUAAGAAGAAACCUCUAUGGCUUGAGUUCUCUCCGAUGCCGUCGCCGACUCCAGCAACACCGGUGGGAAUCAUCUUCAAAGAGGGGGACGACCUCCGACAGGACAUGCUGGUCAUUCAGACUCUGGUUUUGAUGGACUCCAUCUGGCAGGAGAAAUCUCUGGAUCUGAACCUUAUUCCGUACGGCUGCAUCGCCACAGGACACAACAUCGGUAUGAUUGAGAUCGUGAGGAACGCCACGACCAUCGCUACCAUCCAGAGGAGCCUCGGAGGAACGGCUGCAGCCUUCAGGAACGACAGUCUGUACGAGUGGCUCAAGUCCAAAUGUCCACUCCAGGAAAUUCACUACAACACUGUGGAGAAGUUUGUGAAGUCCUGUGCUGGUUACUGUGUGGCCACGUACGUUCUGGGAAUCGGAGAUCGACACAACGACAACAUCAUGAUCACGGACCAAGGAAACUUGUUCCACAUUGACUUCGGUCACAUCCUGGGAAACAGGAAGUGCUUCCUUGGCAUGCCGAGGGAGCGCGUCCCGUUCGUCCUCACACCUGACUUCCUGUUGCUCAUGGGGAGGGUCAGAGGUCGCAACAGCCUCUACUUCCAGCGGUUCAGGGACACCUGCAUCCAGGCCUACCUGUCCCUGCGCUGCCACUCCCGGCUGCUGGUCACCCUGUUCUCCCUGAUGCUGCUCACCGGCAUCCCGGAGCUGAGCGCCGCAGAGGACAUGCGCUACCUGCGGGAGGCGCUGCAGGAGGACCAGACUGAGGCCGAAGCCAGGCAGCAUUUCCUGCGGCAGAUCGCCGAGUGUGAGCGGAUGGACUGGACGGUGCAGACCAACUGGUGGAUCCACAUGGUCGCCGGCAUCAAGUAGACUGCUGGGCCUGUCCAGGAGCCUCCAGGAACCACCGGCUUAUUCUUUGUUUUUAUGGUGUUUAUCGUUAUAUUUGUGUCAUACUCACUUGUGACUGUUGCAAGGAAAUGCGGCUUGAAAUUGUUGCAUGGUAACCAGCAACAUUGAUUAUAUAUAUACACUAUAAAUACACGGACUGUGCAGUUUAUUUUAUCACACUUAAAUCAGAUGCAACUCCUGCAACCAUCUCUAUCACUAUGCACCAAAACAGCAACAAAUAUGUCAUAUUUUUUCGAAUGUAAAGGCAUUUAAUUAAAAAAUGGCAUGUAAUUACACACAUCUACCCAUUAGGGGAGCAGUUCCUCAUGUUUUUGGUCUAAUGAGAUAAAAUAAGAGAAAACUACUACUCCUGAAGGACAUUCUUUUGCUAGAUUUUGCUCAGAAAACCAAAUUACUUAACAUUUAAUUUGCAGAAGUGCAGCGCCUAGUAGAAAAGCAAUAAUAUAUAAGUACGAUGCAUUACUGAAGAUGAAAUAAGUAGCUAAAAUAAGGCUGUAGAAGUAAUACUGAUUAAUGAUACUGAGGGGGUAAAGUAAUGUCUCACAUGAUAAUGAAAUACUGCACAUGAAAUUAGAAUAUUGCACAUGAUAAAAUGAAGUUGAACUAUUGCAUAUGAAAAAUUAACUAUUGCACUGUUGCUUUUUAACUUUUUCUUGGUGGUUAGUGACAGAAAGCUGUAGUUUCUGGAUGCCUUUUAUAGUUUUUACAGAAAAUCACAUUAAUAUUGAAAUGAUCCCUCAAUAAAAUCAUAUCUCUCAGCACAAGAGUAUGUGGGAUUAGUCACAAUAGCUGAAAUUAUGUUGGUUUUUAAAAAUGCUUUAUUUUACAAGAGUUUCUAGAUUAAGUUUUUUGUGCACAUCAGUAGAAAACUAAUUAGAUUUAUGCAUAAUCUUUUUGUUAGUGUAACAGAGGAAUAAUUUUUACGCAUCCACUCAUCAAAACAUGUUUUCACAAAUCAAUCAAGAACCGCAUUUCUGACAAAAUGCCAAACUUAAAAUGUGGGAGGUUUGAGAAGUUUAACAACAAUUUUACACGACGAGUGUUGAUGAACUUGUUACAAAUCUGAGAAAUUCUGUCUUACUGGAAGUUCAAUAAUUAGAACAGUCGGCCUGUUUGAAUCUGGAGGAGACGCCGAUGAUGUGCAGAUUAAUUUGUGUUCAUAUCCUGAAACUUUGCUUUGUUCUUGUGUGAAAUUAAAGCCAGUAUGUUGUGUUGUCUUGAA